CACUCGACUGCUGGGUCGAGCCCGCAGCUUUCUCAGUUUUUCCCCCGACACUUUCCAGCCAUGAAGCUGAUCAGCGACGCGUACCACGAGAAUUGCGGGGACGGACGGCUGAGCGCGGACGGCCUGAGGGAGCUGCUGCUGUCGCUCUGCGACCACUCCCUCGGGGAAUGGGAGCCCAGUGACGUGGACAAUAUCCUGGCGGACUUCGGGCCCAAGAGUUCCAUCGACUUCGAUGAGUUCCUGAGCUGGGUAUACCAGGACUCGGCGAUGCUUUCGCCGCGUCUGGAUUGCCGAGAGCAGCGACACCUCACCAUCAACUUUGACGUGAACAAGACCAUAGUGAUGCGAGACAAGACUGCCAACAAGUCUGUGGAGGUGGUCAUCAACGAGGUGCUGGCAGAGACCUGCUGGGGCAGCGUCCAGGAUGACGUGUGGAACCUCUCGGUUACCAAGCCUACUUCCCUGCGCCCGGACGACUCCUUGGUGAGCUAUGCCGAGUGCCUGGAGUCCCAGAUGCCAGGGGCCGCCAAGCGUAAAGAGCGCCAGGCAUUGAAAGGUGCCUUCACCUCUUUUGGCUUUCCGGGCGAGAGAAUGGCACAUCAUCACGCGAACUUGUGCAAGCAGCUGGUCUACCCAGACGGGUCUCCGGUGCAGGUGGUCCACGCCUUUUUCCGGCUUCUGGUGGAACUGAAGCGCUCCAAGCGGUCCUUCAGCCUUAUCUUCCGGAGCUUUGGCGAGGACUUGGAGCUGGUGGCCCGUGAGUUGAACUCCUUCUGCCAGGGGAACCACCCGCUCUUCCCAGGUUUUCGCAUGGACGGCAGCGACGGAGAGCCCGACUAUCGCUUCGACAUGAGCGACCCGGAGCGCUUUGGGAACUUCCACGUGGACGAAGGUGAGGAGCUGAAUCUGGUCCUGGGCACCAUCGAGCAGCCCGGAGAGGGCCGCUUUAAGGAUGCGACAGACCGGAGCCUCGCCUUCUACGAGCACAACGACCUCCCUGUGAAGCGCAUCGUCCGUGGCACGUCCGCGGUGGUGGACUUCUUGUGGAACCUCUCGUCCCAACGGGUGACCGCAGGCUUUCGUGACAACUUCCUUUUCUGGAAGCGGAAGGGCCACACCCAGGAAGGCGGCAAGUUCUUCCUCUACGACGCCUCCCGGGGCACAGAUCGCCACGAGAUCUUCUUCGACGACAACGUGCACUUCGACGACUUGAAGAUCAUCCGGCCCUUCAACAGGCUGAGACAACGUCGGUCCUGGUGGGGCCUACCACUGCUGCACACGAAUGUGUGUCGGGCAGAUGCCUUGACUGCUAUCAACGACGACCUCUACUUUGUUGGAGAAGUUCGAAGGCUCGAGGAAAACUAUCAGACCAAGUUGGCGGCAAUGCAGCGUUGCAGUACCUGUUUGCGACGCCUUCCUUUGAAGAACUCGAGCCUCUGCCUGCCCAAGCCUGAGGAGCAUUACGACGCUUGGGAAGGCUUGAGGAAGGACGAGCGGGUGCUGCCGGCCACUUCAGAGGCGGACGUGGACUUCUUCUCUCCUUGCCACGGGCCCCGUGUGGGAUGAGCGAUCCGAGUCCGCAGUUUUGGGCUACAAAGGUGUCCUUUUCAUCGGCUGGUUCGGGUA
Effrenium voratum is the source of this 1626-nucleotide messenger RNA. The record is from the annotation of a GenBank genome assembly. Lineage: Eukaryota; Dinophyceae; Suessiales; Symbiodiniaceae.